This is a messenger RNA of Pristis pectinata (smalltooth sawfish), 2715 nucleotides long. It is a transcript of the gene ankrd10a, whose product is annotated as ankyrin repeat domain 10a. NCBI's taxonomy places the organism in Eukaryota, Metazoa, Chordata, Chondrichthyes, Rhinopristiformes, Pristidae. The record is from RefSeq and is a predicted model, not a curated record. Gene Ontology annotation, molecular function: protein binding. The transcript has 6 exons. Bases 195 to 1577 code for a protein of 460 amino acids.
CCUGUAGCUGUGUGUGUGGGUGGGGGGUACUCCGGUCCGGGUUUUGCUCGAGCUCCGGUCCCGGUUUUGCCGGAGCUCCGCUGCGGGUCUUGUGCACAGCCGUUCUUUGUGUGUGGAAGCGCGGGCCGCCGUCUGCCGGGAGCCGAGCGGGGAGCACGGAGCUCGGGCCGCUGUCUGCCGAGCCCAGCGCUGCCAUGGCGGCCUGCGAGCGGGGCUUUUCGAGUGAGGAGCUGCUGUCGCUGCGCUUCCCGCUGCACCGGGCCUGCAGGGAUGGCGAUGUGGCGGCGCUGCGCUCGUUGCUGGCCGCCUCGGCGCCCGCCGACAUCGGCCUGGAGGACAACUUCUACGGCUGGACCCCGCUGCACUGGGCCGCGCACUUCGGCAAGCUGGAGUGUGUAAUGCAGUUGGUGCAGGCAGGAGUUGGAGUCAACAUCACAACAACACGAUUUGCUCAGACUCCAGCCCACAUUGCAGCUUUUGGAGGACAUCCUCAAGGCUUGUUGUGGCUGAUACAAGCAGGAGCAGAUUAUAAUAUGCAGGAUGUUGUAGGUGAAACCCCUGUCCAUAAAGCAGCACGAUCAGGAAGUUUGGAUUGCCUUAAUGUCCUUGUAUCGCAUGGGGCUAAAACAGAUUUAAGGAAUGCCAAUGGGUUGACAGCAGCUCAGCUUGCCCUGGCUCAGGGGUUCCGUGAGUGCUCCCAGUUCCUGUGCAGUGUGCAGAACCAUCAGCUGAAUGGUUUCUACACCAAUGGCAUCGCCAGCGGUCUUUACCGGGAUAACUUGAUCACCGAUGGACUAAAUGGCUACACAGGAACUAAUCGCAAGAGAAGCCAUGAAGAAUCUGAGCACAGUGGAAUCAAGAAACCUAGAACUGAAGCUCUAGGCAUUGAUGGCUUCGGGACAACGGCAGACAGUAUCGCCGAUGACAACCUUGACAGCAUUUGCACAGAGUUCAAGCCUGGUGCCAUUUCAGCUGGGGCUGGAGGAUUCCCAGCUGAGAUCAGAGUGGAUCCCACAGCACAGGAGGGUCUGUGUCUCAGCACCAAUGCAGAUGGCUGCAGUGUCCUGGACGGUCUCAGCACCAAUGCAGAUGGCUGCAGUGUCCUGGACGACUCAUUCACCAACCAGGCCUCUACCAAUGGGUUCCUCCACACUUUCAGCUUCCCCCCAGACCCAGCGAAUGGAGUGAAUGGCAUCUCGCAUGGAAUGGCCACAGAAUUGACCAGCGGGUACUGUAACCAUCCUGCCUCGCCCCCCUGCAGUGGAAGCGGAUUCCACAGUAAUGGAGUGGGGGGCUCGGAGAGCUGCCAGCCGCUGUCGGAAAUGUGUGGCACCCUCCACCAGAACGGCAGUCCCAGCAGCUGUGUGAGUGUCAAACCACCCUGGCCCUCUGGCCCCACUGACGGGCUCCUCAGUGAACAUGACCCACUCCAGUUCGGGCACUACCACGGCUUUGGAGACACAGCAGAGAGUAUCCCUGACCUCAACAGUUACAUGGAGCAUUCCAGCUCAGUGAAGGUGGAGCAGAGCUACAACAAUGCAGUCUGCAGUGCAGUCCACCUCUUCCACGGGUCAUAGGGAGCUAGUUACAGGUGGUGGUUGGUUCUUGCUGCUGUCUCUGUCACUGGCCACACUGAUCCUUUCUCUUAUAGGAAUAAAUAAAAAGCUUGGAGUCACAUUUCAACUUAAAAUGGUAUUGUCUUGUUAACCUGGAACUCAGGUUGGGAUCCACAUCUCAUGACGACCAGUGUUGGUUGUAGUGACCAGCCCUCUGCUGGUCGACAAUUGUUCCUUGACCGAGUUGUCAAUGUUUGGUAUCCAAUUGGCUCAAUGAAACUGGGAGGCAAUCUUUAAAAACAUUACGUGUCACUUUUGUCCAAAUGAUUAAACAUCAGAGAUGGAACCCGAAACUUGGGGAGGUGAUGGUCCUGAGACAGUACAUUCUUCCCACAUGAAUGAAACUUUCUACUUUUAAUCAGUGGUUAAAUUCUCACUCUUGGUGAUUUUUGCUAAUCUGGUUAUAGUGAUGAUUAACUGUUGAAAAACCUAUCAUAUGGAUGUAUCAAUCAGUAAUUACUGUUCUGGGUUAACUCACAUGGUCUGAUCCCACCAGGGACAAUCAUGAAGAUUGACUUGUGACUGAACCAUACCAGUAAAUAUUCAUCCAUGGGAUACAUAACAACAGGUGGGAGCGAUGGUCUGAUCUGGGUUUCGGUCUUGACAUUACCAUUUUAUGUGCUGAUUGAUACAACCUAACAACCAUAGAACAUUGAUGUGUGUGUUAAGGACUGCUGACUACAUGAUUAAUGUGAUGGACAUUGUAUUCAGUUAAAGCAACAAACGUGUGACAGAAUUUACAUCGUUGGUCUUCAAAAUUCUCAGUUGGGCUCUGCGUUUAACCAGCUCUCUGCAGAUCUUGGUUUGAUGAGUAUUAGUUAUCUCAGCAAGUUGAUGUUCUGUUUUUUUUUAAAUUUUGAAAAUGUGUGUUUCUAUCCAUUUAUGAACUUCAGAUUUAACUGUUAAAUUUACAUCUAAAAAUGUUGUCUGCUACCAACAAUUUCAGCCUAUAACCACAUGUUUUAAACCUCUAUCCUUAUAACACUGUUCACUGCAUGUUUCACACUUCCCUGCUGCAUUGGAAACUUUCACUUGCUUUUGUAAAACAAUUGGUUUACAAGGGAUUGAAUAAAGAUUUUUCACAAUAUUCUUUAAAAAA